This is a messenger RNA of Penicillium salamii, 990 nucleotides long. The record is from the annotation of a GenBank genome assembly. NCBI's taxonomy places the organism in Eukaryota, Fungi, Ascomycota, Eurotiomycetes, Eurotiales, Aspergillaceae.
AUGGAGCUUCAAACGCCAACUUUCUCGUUUACUAUUCCUUCCGUACAUGAUGGCCGCAAGCUACAAUGCCGCAUAUUCCUGCCAGCCAGGUACCAAAAUAUACAAUCACACCCACCAUCUCAAAUACGCGGAGCGAUUGUUGCCCACCCAUAUGCACCUCUAGGAGGGUCUUACGACGAUCCUGUUGUUGAUUUCGUCAGUCAUGAGCUGCUUGUCGCUGGAUUUAUCGUGGGAACUUUCAAUUUCCGUGGAGCGGGCGACUCGGAAGGCCGAACGAGCUGGACCUCCAAACCUGAAAUCGGAGACUUUGUGUCGUUCUACGGGUUCAUGCUGAACUACCUGCACCGAUUGAAGCAUGCACUGGCCCCCAAUCAAUCAGCCGCAGAACCUUGCACAAGCACCCCAGGCGGCUUAGAAGAUCCAAGUCCAGAUAUCACGCCUUCCCAUCCAGAUGUCCAUCUGAUCCUAGGUGGAUACUCAUACGGAUCUAUGAUCGCCUCCCACGUUCCAUCCCUGGAGGUGGUCGUAGACCUAUUCCAAACCUCGGACACAUCAAUCCCCGAGAUAAGAGAGACUGCAUACCGAGUCGCAAUCUCAUCCUUGGAUCAUCCCAUAUCCCCGACCGAUCCAGACCUGAGCGCAUUGACAACCAUCUCCUAUCUCUUGGUAUCCCCGCUUCUGCCACCGAUAACUCACCUCCUCAUGAUCUACACGAGCGUCUGUCUGAAACUGCCGUCCCGGACUCUCCCCUGCCCCGAUCCAGCAGACCAGCUGAGUCGGCAUCGUACUUUGGCGCUAGCUGGAAAUCAGGACAGUUUUGUUUCUGCCGCGAAACUGGAACGGUGGUCAGACGAGUUGUCGCACAUGCCAGGCAGUCAGUUCCAGUUUCGGAUGAUUGAUGGCGCGGACCACUUUUGGCGUCGGAAUGAGAGGGCGAGGCUGUUCCUGAGGGCGUGGCUUGAGUCUUUUUGGCCCAAUCAGGAUCCUUGA